Bursaphelenchus okinawaensis is the source of this 551-nucleotide messenger RNA. The record is from the annotation of a GenBank genome assembly. Lineage: Eukaryota; Metazoa; Nematoda; Chromadorea; Rhabditida; Aphelenchoididae.
AUGACGUUGCUACCGGUUUUAGGAGAUGGAGAUUUGUUUGUGCCAGAUGAAGAAGCCAACCGCCAAAAACAGCUGGAGGCGCGGCUAAGUUUGAUGGUUGUUGACUCAGUGGUCAAUAUAAACGGACGGCGGGUUAACAAAAAAAACCCUGGACGACUGGAUGAAGCCGAGAAGCCGAGAAGCAGUUCUACAUCGACUCUGUGUAGUAAGUGUUAAUUUGGUGGAUGAGGGUUUCGGUGAUUGAGGGUUAAGUGGAGGUAAGGUAAAAAAACGAGAGGAAAGAAGGAAAACCGUGGAGUGCCUAAGUUGUUGGCUUUUCAGGACGGGCCUUUGACGAGCGCAUGAUGACUGCUUACUCGCUGCACUACAAUCGUCAGCCACCAACUCUGUCAUCCCUAAUGGGAGGCCGCGUCAGCAAACCGGUCUCCAAUUUAUUAAGUAGCAUCUAUCGCUGCGGCAAGGUUUACUAUAGAGUGAUGCAUCGGCACGGGCAAAGGAUUCUGGAGUCGGAACAACUGAGAGAACUGGCCGCCAAUGGUGACUCGGACUAG